This is a messenger RNA of Cutaneotrichosporon cavernicola, 3960 nucleotides long. RefSeq lists its product as uncharacterized. Lineage: Eukaryota; Fungi; Basidiomycota; Tremellomycetes; Trichosporonales; Trichosporonaceae. Gene Ontology annotation, biological process: glutathione metabolic process. The record is from RefSeq and is a predicted model, not a curated record. Gene Ontology annotation, molecular function: 5-oxoprolinase (ATP-hydrolyzing) activity. The coding region runs from base 1 to 3960 and encodes 1319 amino acids. Gene Ontology annotation, cellular component: cytosol. The transcript is spliced from 17 exons.
AUGGCCGCUGGUAGUUCCACAGGCCAUUCCUUGGCUCGCGUAGCCAUUGAUCGCGGCGGCACCUUUACCGAUGCUAUCUGCUCCAGGAAGGGCCACGAUGACAUCGUCCUCAAGCUUCUCUCUGUAGACCCAGCCAACUACCCAGAUGCUCCCACUGAAGCCAUCCGUCGCAUCCUCAGGGAGCUCGAAGGUCGCGACAUCCCAAAAGGCACCAAGCUCAGCCUAGACAAGAUCGAAAGCGUCCGCAUGGGUACCACCGUAUCGACUAACGCGCUUCUGGAGCGCCGCGGUGAGAAAUGCGCCCUCAUUACCAGCAAGGGCUGGAAGGACGUGCUCCUGAUCGGCAUGCAAGCCCGCCCAGACAUCUUCGACCUGAGCAUCCACAAGCUAGCUUUCCUCUACGACGAGGUCGUCGAAAUUGACGAGCGCAUUACUCCCCUCCAGUCUCUUGUGCGACCCAAGGUCCCGGUUCCCCGAGACGACGACAGCAUUGUCACCGAGACGACAACAGGCGAGACCGUGCGCGUCCUUGCCCGCCCUGAUCCUGAGGAUGUUAAGGCCAAGCUCCAAGAACUGUGGAACAAGGGCACGAAGAGUAUUGCGGUCGCUUUCGUCCACAGCUACCUGUGGGGAGAGCACGAGGAACUGGUUGCUAAAAUCGCCCGCGACAUGGGCUUCCAGGUCAGCGUGUCGAGCCAGCUGCAGCCCAUGAUCAAGCUCGUGUCGCGUGCCAACUCGGCCAUUGCCGACGCGUACCUCACCCCUGUGACCAGGAGAUACAUCGAGGGCUUUGGCUCCGGAUUCGAGGGCGGUCUUGACGCGUUCGGCUCCAAGCUGCUUUUCAUGCAGUCGGACGGUGGGCUGUGUCCCUGGCACGGUUUCUCCGGACUUCGAGCUAUUCUCAGUGGCCCUGCUGGUGGUGUUGUCGGCUAUUCCAAAACAUGCUACGAUGAGGAGCUCGGAAGUCCCCUGAUUGCUGUGGACAUGGGAGGCACCAGUACUGAUGUCUCACGUUUUGAUGGCAAGCUCGAGCAUGUCUUCGAGACGACCACAGCUGAGGUUAUCAUUCAAGCGCCUCAGCUUGACAUCAACACUGUUGCCGCCGGCGGUGGUAGCCGCCUGUUCUACCGCCAUGGGAUGUUCGUCGUUGGUCCCGAGUCUGCGACUGCACACCCUGGCCCUGCCUGCUACCGAAAGGGUGGCCCUCUCGCUGUCACAGACGCAAACCUCAUCCUUGGUCGCCUUCUUCCGGAGUACUUUCCCAAAAUCUUCGGUCCAAACGAGGAUGAGCCUCUCGACAUCGAGGCCAGCCAGGUGCUCUUCAACGCGCUCACAGAAGAAAUCAACCAAGGCAAGAAUGAGAAGCUCACGGUGGAGCAAGUGGCAGCAGGCUUCCUCCGUGUCGCAAACGAGACCAUGUGCCGGCCCAUUCGCACGUUGACUGAGGCUCGCGGAUUUGAGAGUUCCGCCCACCACCUUGUCAUGUUUGGUGGUGCAGGCGGACAGCAUGGCUGCAGCAUUGCCAACACACUGAAGAUCAAGCGCAUUAUCGUGCCGCGUCUCUCGUCGCUCCUCUCAGCAUACGGUAUGGCCCUCGCCGAUGUUGUGCAGGAAAUCUCGGAACCUUCCGCAUACGUCAUCACCGAGAACCGCGACGUCAAGCAGAUCGGCGAGCGCAUGUCCUCCCUCGUGGAGCGCGCCCAGGAGACGCUCAAGAAGGAGGGAUUCUCUCUCGACCGCAUUCUGUGUGAGCGUUACCUCAACUGUCGCUACCACGGCUCCUCAACUCAGCUCAUGAUUGAGCUCCCGGAGGAUGGGGACAUUCAGCGCCGCUUCGUCGACGAGCACCGCCGCGAGUUUGGCUUCAACCUCGAGCGCGACAUCUUGGUUGACGACGUUCGUGUGCGUGCAAUUGGUCGGAGUGUCGGCUCCAGCACCCGCAGCCCCUAUGCCGACUUCGACAAUGCCGACAAGUGCGCGUACAAUGUGUCGUCAUUCGAGUCUAAGAAGGUCUUCUUCGAGGAUGAGGGUUGGCUUGAGACCAAGGUUGUGCCUCUUCUCUCUCUCAAGGACGGCGAGCAAGUUCGCGGUCCCGCGAUCAUCUUCGACAAGACGCAGACGAUCCUUGUCGAGCCAAACCACCUCGCCACUUCACUGCCUGAGCACGUUGUUCUGGACCUUGUCGAUGAGAAGGUCGAGAAGAAGGACGUCAUUCUGGACGAUCUUGACCAGGUUGACCCUGUUCAGCUGUCAGUCUACGGUCACCGUCUUAUGGGUAUUGCCGAGCAGAUGGGGAACAUUCUUCGCAAGAUCUCGAUUUCCCUCAACAUCAAGGAACGUCUCGACUACUCGUGCGCCAUCUUCAAUGUCGACGGCGGCCUUGUUGCCAAUGCCCCACACAUCCCGAUCCACUUGGGAGCGAUGUCGCACGCUGUCCGUUACCAGUCCCAGGUUCACGGCGAUACUCUGAAGGAAGGCGACAUCCUGCUGUCAAACCACCCGGCGGCUGGUGGCUCUCACCUUCCUGACUUGACUGUGAUCAUGCCGGCGUUCCACGAAGGAAAAAUCGUCUUCUGGACGGCUGCACGUGCACACCACGCCGACAUUGGUGGUAUCCGUGCCGGUUCCAUGCCACCGUUCUCGAAGGAGCUGUGGGAGGAAGGCGCCCAGUUCAAGUCGUUCAAGCUUGUCAAGGCCGGCAAGUUCGACGAGGAAGGUCUGACCGAGGCGCUGAAUGCACCGGGAAAGUAUCCCGGAAGCAGUCCUACGCGCACUCUGGGAGACAAUAUCUCCGACCUCCAUGCCCAGGUCGCUGCCUGCCACCGCGGGGCGGUCCUCAUCAACCAGCUCAUCGACGAGGAAUCUCUGGAAACGGUGCAGUUCUACAUGCGCGCGAUCAUGUACACCGCCGAGAAGGCUGUGCGUGAUCUCCUCCGUGAAGUCAACAAGAAAUUCGGCGGUAAACCUCUUGAGGCCGUCGACUUCCUGGAUGACGGCACGAAGCUGCAGCUCAAGAUCUCGAUCGAUAGCGAAAAGGGCGAUGCGGUCUUUGACUUCACCGGUACCAGUCCACAGACAUACAACAACCUCAACACACCGACCGCUAUUCUCUACUCGGCCAUCAUCUACGUCCUGCGUUCCUUGAUCGUCAGCGAUCUGCCUCUCAACCAGGGAUGUCUCAACCCCAUCCGGGUGGUCGUGCCGCCUGAAUCGGUACUUGCGCCCACAGAGAACGUGGCCGUGUGCGCUGGCAAUGUGGAGAGCUCGCAGCGUGUCACAGAUGUCAUCAUCAAGGCGUUCCAGGCUUGCGCAGCGGGGCAGGGAGGCUGCAACAACCUGACGUUUGGCAUUGGACCCAAAGAGGUCGACGGCAAGGCUGCAAACGGCUUCGGUUACUAUGAGACCAUUGCCGGUGGAGCUGGAGCUGGAUCGACAUGGGAGGGUCAGAGCUGCGUGCACGUGCAUAUGACCAACACGGCUAUUGGAGACGUUGAACUGACAGAGCGCGUUUACCCUGUCAUCAUCCGCGAGUUCAGCCGGCGCGCUAACUCCGGUGGCGCUGGUCAGCACCGUGGCGGCGAUGGGUGCAUCCGUGACAUCGAGUUCACUGAGGAACUGGACGUGGCGAUCUUGUCACAACGUCGCGUGAUCCCACCAUACGGCAUGGCAGGUGGCGAGCCAGGAGUGUGUGGCAUCAAUCAUUGGGCGCGCUUGGUACCUGCAGAGAAGGACGCAGGUAACGGCAACGGCAAGCGGGAGAAGAAGUACACGAUCAUCAACCUCGGCGGAAGCAACCAGUGCACCAUGAGCCCGGGCGACCGCAUCAUCAUCCAGACGCCAGGUGGUGGUGGGUACGGGAAGGCUGGCGAGGACGCGAAGACAGAGCAGCGCGAUCUCCCCGUGCAACCGCGGGCAUCCGGCAGCCUGGCUGCAAUGAAGCAGACGGCGUGGUCCAACUAG